Molecule: messenger RNA, 1441 nt
Organism: Erpetoichthys calabaricus (reedfish)
Lineage: Eukaryota; Metazoa; Chordata; Cladistia; Polypteriformes; Polypteridae
Gene: arglu1a
Product: arginine and glutamate rich 1a
Exons: 4
Coding region: 220-1059 (279 amino acids)
Cellular component (GO): nucleoplasm; mitochondrion
Molecular function (GO): cadherin binding
Source: RefSeq, a predicted model, not a curated record
AUGUUGGGAGAAAAGAGCCAGCCGCCAUUUUGCCUGAUGGAGACGUUUGCUGUGUUAGUGCAAUUACUUUAGACAUAGUAUUGGAUCCUGUGCUGUAUUUUUUUUUUUUUUUGAAGCUGCAGCUUUUUAUCUGUCUGAAGAAAAGGAUCAUUACUGGUUGCAAAACGCUCAUUUGAAAUCGAGCGGUUGACGGUGCACACGAAGAAGAUUGAGGCGGUCAUGGGUCGCUCUCGCAGCCGCAGCUCGUCCCGCUCUAAGCAUGCCAAGAGCAGCAAACACAACAAGAAGCGAAGCCGCUCCCGAUCCCGGUCCAGAGAUAAAGAAAGGGCCAAAAAACGAUCCAAGUCUCGCGAAGCCAAGAGGAAUCGACGGAGAGAGUCCCGGUCGCGUUCCCGUUCGGCCACCGCCGCAGUUUCCCGGAGAGAGCGCGAGCGGGACCGCGAGAGAGAAAGGGAGCGCGCCGCCUCGCCGCCCGAUCGUAUCGACAUCUUCGGGCGAACGGUGAGCAAGAGGAGCAGCCUGGACGAGAAACAGAAAAAAGAAGAGGAGGAGAAGAAGGCCGAGCUGGAGCGGCAGAGAAAAAUUCGCCAACAGGAGAUUGAGGAGAAGUUGAUUGAAGAAGAGACGGCGAGACGGGUGGAGGAGUUGGUCGCCAAGAGAGUGGAAGAAGAACUAGAAAAACGGAAAGAUGAGAUUGAGCGUGAGGUGCUCCGGAGGGUGGAGGAGGCCAAGCGCAUCAUGGAGAAACAGUUGCUCGAGGAGCUGGAGCGUCAGCGGCAAGCUGAGCUCGCAGCACAGAAAGCUAGAGAGGAAGAAGAACGAGCUAAACGGGAGGAGCUGGAGAAAAUAUUAGAAGAGAACAACCGCAAAAUUGCUGAUGCUCAAGCUAAACUGGCUGAGGAGCAGUUGAAAAUUGUUGAAGAGCAAAGAAAAAUUCACGAGGAAAGGAUGAAAUUAGAACAAGAAAGGCAGCGUCAGCAAAAAGAGGAGCAGAAACUCAUUCUGGGCAAAGGGAAGUCGAGGCCCAAGCUGUCCUUUACGUUAAAGCCGAGUGAAUAAACUGCAGCUUGUAUACUUUUUUCAAAACUGUGUAUGGUAGCUUCAUGUUGAAGUGUUUUUCUCUGGAAAGUCUGACAAGUUGGCUUAUACUGAUGUGGGCUGUGCUCAACAAUCUUUCUUAACGAAAAGAAGCAAAUGAUUUUAAACGGAUUUUCCUCAUUCUGAUGUUAAACUGGCAAAAGGUCUUUCUCUCAUCUGUCUAGAACAGUGGACCCCCCCCCCCCCCCUUUUAAUUUCUCCUCUACCACAUUUUUUUUUUUAUUAUUAUUUUUUUAGCACCAAACAAAAUUGAUGAGAGAUUUUCUUUUUGUGUUCUUAAGAUCCUGUGUGAUGUAAUGUAACGUAAGAUAAUGUCAUAAUUAAAAGAUGCGGUUGUUCCAUC